Mizuhopecten yessoensis (Yesso scallop) is the source of this 1926-nucleotide messenger RNA. Its product is annotated as lactosylceramide 1,3-N-acetyl-beta-D-glucosaminyltransferase-like. Gene Ontology annotation, cellular component: membrane. The record is from RefSeq and is a predicted model, not a curated record. Bases 441 to 1778 code for a protein of 445 amino acids. Gene Ontology annotation, molecular function: UDP-glycosyltransferase activity; hexosyltransferase activity. The transcript is spliced from 2 exons. NCBI's taxonomy places the organism in Eukaryota, Metazoa, Mollusca, Bivalvia, Pectinida, Pectinidae.
GGAGCCACUUAGAUCUUUUAUUAUCUGAAUAAAAACAUGUAUAACAAAGAGACUAUAUGUUUAGUGUAUAGUCAGGGGCAGUGGAAAAGAUUCCAACUCAAAAGUACCCAGUACAUGUUCUCAGCACAUGUCAACAUGUUGUCAAGCUAUAUUGACUGUAUUCUAAAAUCAACACGACGACAGUGAGUAGGCUGAUCAGAAUGGUUUGUGUGAAGAACCUACAUGUAGAACUACAUGACACACUGUGAUUGGAGGACUGAGCGACUCAAGAACAAGACAUGUACACAUUAAACAAUGAAGGUCGGAGUAGUAACAGAAAACAGAAGGAAGAAAUCCGAUAUUUGACUUCGUAACAUUUCCGGACUCUAGAAGGACUGGGGAAUAUACCCUGGCAGUAUUAAGCAGAUUUUAUGGUCCUUUGAAAGAAACGUAGCAUAGUCAUGAAAAGAAAGAGAAUGCUGCACCCAAUAUAUACGCGGUUUCCACAGCUCCUUAAACUCAACAGAGUCUGCGGAGGGAGGUGCUGGCAAAAACAAAUACUUCAUAUAUUUCUGUAUGCUGCUCUGAUCUUGGGAAUCAUAGGGUUCCUAUCACAGAUUUUCUUAUUGUCCUGGAAAUUCCAAAUCUUUCCCAGACGGACCAAUAUUGAUGAUGACCUUUCAAAUGUCACAGACAGCACCGAAAAACCAAAACCUAAACCCUUUCUAUCCUAUAAACAAAACUUUUCAUUCCCAUUAGAAAUAGACAUUGCCUAUUAUGUAAAUGAGAAGAUUCAGUUUAAUGAUUCGAUUCCAUAUCAACCGAUCAACCCACAUCCAUUCAAAUACAUUAAUCUGCCUCGUGCUUGCGAUUUCAGAUUAAACGGAACUGAUUUGACUCAAAAUGAUACAAUUCUUGUGUUGGUCAAGUCCACAGCGUCACAUUAUUCAUUACGGGGUGCCAUAAGGUCUUUGUGGAAAUCUGUUCAAGAUGCAGGGAUUAAAAAAGUGUUUUUGCUAGGUUACGACGGGAUGAAUCAAACUGAAAUUAACAAAGAGAGUCAAACUAACCGUGACAUUAUACAGGAAGAUUUUGUUGAUGCAUACAGAAACAACACAUUCAAAACAAUCAUGGGAUUCAACUGGGCAUCACAAUUUUGUACCGAAGCUAAGUUUAUGUUCUUCAUGGAUGACGAUUACUACGUGAAGUUGUCGGAACUUGCAAACUAUCUUCGUAAAAUACCGGAACAAAAUAGCCACAACAUUUAUAUUGGGUCAUUAUCAAAAAAGGGAGUACCGUACCGGGAUAAGGAUACUCGGUGGUACGUCUCCGCUGAGGAGUAUCCGUUUGAUUUAUAUCCUCCGUAUAUUGGUGGGGGUGCCUUUGUAGUAUCUUAUGAUGUUGCUCAAAGGUUUCGGCUUGCUUUUCCUUUCACAAAAUAUAUGCCAAUUGAUGACGCAUACCUGGGAAUUGUGGCACGCAAACUAAACAUCGUUCCUCGUCUUGACAAAAAGUUUCUGUCCUAUUACAGGGGCGCUAUUGCUAGGGAGUGCUCCCAUGAUGCAUCAGAGCUCAUGAAGCAGAUCUGUCCACUUGCCAGGAUUGGAUUUAACAUGUAUGUACACCGAAACAAAAAGUCGAUAGGGAAAAUGACAUUACUGAGAGCGUUGACAAUUAGUAUUUGUAUUCUCUUUGGUGCUUGCGUCUGUGUCUUAUUUCCAGUGAUUCUACAUCUUUACUGUGACAAUUUUUUCGUAACAGAUAUCAAGACACAGCAAAACCCUAGUAGGAAGUGUUGAAAUAAAAACCAUCUAUUUUCAAUUGGAAUUGAUUUGAAAAUAAACAUCUUUAUAUCACCUCUUGUGCCAAGUUUCGUUAUUAAUGGCUUUCUUGGGGUGACCUCAACGAUUUAAAACUCUUUUAAUUUAUAAACAAAAAGUCUUUCUC